UUUCAUCUAUUCCUUCUCCGAGACGACUGUAAGAUCUCCUAUGAGCCCAUCGUUCGGGACCUCUUUAAGGACGUUCACAUACAGACGAAGCAUUGAUACCACAUAUUAAGGACAUCUAGGCUAUGUGUAGCCUACAAUGCUGCAAAUCAAUGAGACCGAAGGAUCAGUUCUGUAAUUUAAAGAUAUGAAAACAAUAACAGCACUAUACAUUACGACACCAUCAAGCGGUGAACAGUUUGCAGAAUCUACCCGAAAUCGUUCAGCCCGUAGCUAUAUUAUAGGGAAAUCUUUAUGUUGUCCUAUUUUACCUUGUAGCGAAGAUUCUACGGGGAUUGACGCUGCAGACUUCGCGUGGGACGUUUCUAUUUGAUCUCUGCGGGUUAUUCUCCCCUCCGAAGACCACGGAUUACUUCUGUUCGCGGAUAAAUGGAUACGGAAUAAUAAUAAAAACCCGUCGACGAGAUGACCAUGCUUUGAACCGCGGUGCUGCAUAAACUAUAACUUGUCUGGGGGGGUUGGCAGUUUCGCUUCGAAAUGGAUGAGUUUCAUCCGUUCAUCGAGGCCCUUCUGCCGCAUGUGCGUGCCUUCGCCUACACCUGGUUCAACCUGCAGGCGCGCAAACGCAAGUACUUCAAGAAGCACGAGAAAAGGAUGACUAAGGACGAAGAGCGGGCAGUGAAGGACGAGCUGCUGGGAGAGAAGCCCGAGGUCAAGCAGAAGUGGGCGUCGCGUCUGCUGGCCAAACUGCGCAAGGACAUCCGGCCUGAGUGCCGCGAGGACUUUGUGCUGUCUAUCACAGGGAAGAAGACCCCCUGCUGCGUCCUCUCUAACCCUGACCAGAAGGGCAAGAUGAGGAGGAUCGACUGCCUGCGUCAGGCCGACAAGGUGUGGAGGCUGGACCUGGUCAUGGUCAUCCUGUUCAAGGGCAUCCCGCUGGAGAGCACGGACGGAGAGCGCCUGGUCAAGGCUGGGCCGUGCAACAACCCCAUCCUCUGUGUCCAGCCACACCACAUCAGUGUCUCGGUCAAGGAGCUGGACCUCUACCUGGCCUACUUCGUACAGGAGAGAGAGUCAGAGCAGAGCAGUAGCCCACGCACAGGUAUUGGGUCAGAUCAGGAGGAUAGCCGAGCUGCCACCAUGGAUGCUCCUGAGUUUCAGGAAAGCUUUGUGACAUCAGGAGUUUUUAAUGUAGCAGAGCUGGUGCAAGUGUCCAGAACUCCGGUGGUGACCGGGGCAGGCCCUAACUUCUCCCUGGGGGAGCUGCAGGGGCACCUGGCCUACGACCUCAACCCCUCAGGGGUGGGCAUGAGGAGAACCCUGCCUAGUACCUCGUCCAGCGGGAGUAAGAGGCACAAGUCGGGCUCCAUGGAGGAUGAUGUGGACACCAGUCCUGGAGGGGAGUACUACACCUCUCCCAACUCCCCGGCUAGCAGCUCCCGCAACUGGCAGGAAGACCUGGAAGGAGGCAUGUCCCCUGGAGUAAAGAAGACAGAGAUGGACAGCCCGUCUCCUCAGGAGAGCUCCCCACGUCUCGGCUUCACACAGCACCACCGGCCCGUCAUCGCAGUGCACAGUGGGAUCUCUCGGAGUCCGCACCCUUCCUCGUCUUUGCACUUCCCCACCACCUCCAUCCUGCCCCAGUCCACCUCCUACUUCCCCCACACCGCCAUCCGCUACCCGCCACACCUCAGCUCCCAAGACCCGCUGAAGGACCUGGUCUCCCUGGCCUGUGACCCGUCCAACCAGCAGCCCAGCCCACUGAAUGGCAGUGGUCAAGUGAAGUUGCCCAGUCACUACAUCUCCUCCCAGAUGCUGGCGCCUCCUCCGCCCCCCGGCAUGCCCCGUCUGACGCUGCCCUCCGACUCCAAGUCCAGCACCACCACCUCGGACGGGGGAGCCAACUCCCCCACGUCACCCACAUACUCAGCUCCAGGGACGCCCCCUGCCAACCGCCCCUUUGUAGGGAUUGGACCUCGAGACCCUGGCGGACUCUACCAGGCACAGUCCUGGUACCUGGGGAACUAAACAACACAAGGACACGUGGAUUUGAGAUUCAACACUUUUUGUGGAAUUAAGAAAAAUAAAAAAAGAGAUGCAAGAGGGAAAAUGUAUAUAUAUGCAGUAUAUAUACAGUAUGUAUAUAUAUAUAAAUAUAUGUGUGCAUAUAUAUUUAUAUAUGUAUAUCAACAUAAAAUGUGCUUCACAACACCUUUUUGGAAAAUAAAGACAGAGGGGGAGAGAGCGAGGCCAAGGAGAGAAAGAAGAUAGAAAGAGAAGAGGAUGUUUGGGCAGCCAAAAUGAACUGUGGGGCAGAGACAUGACCCCAGUACCCCCCCCCCCCCCCCCCCCCCCCCCCCGCUACAGGUGCUGCUUCUUCAUAUAUGCAAAAUAAGUAUCCUUUAUUUUCUUAAUCAACAAGAAAGAGAAGAAUUCAGUUCCUGUGAUCAGACUUUUCCACACUUCUUCUGGGACGGUAAUUAUUUUUGAAAGUAGGGAGGGGAGGCUGGUUGCACAUGGUCAAUAACCUCCCUUUACCUGCAGAAACAAAAGUCUACUUUUCAUCAAAUUUGAUAGACAAUCAUGUAGUUACUUCAUUUAAAGGGGGGGGGGGGGGUUCAAGAUUUCCUUUAACCUGUCCACAGUCCAUUUUUUAAUAUUUUUUUUUAUUAACACUGAGCUAUAGUGGCUUGCAAAAGUAUUCGCCCCCCUUGGCAUUUUUCCUAUUUUGUUGCCUUCCAACCUGGAAUUAAAAUGGAUUUUGGGGAGGUUUGUAUCAUUUGAUUUACACAACAUGGCUACCACUUUGAAGAUGCUAAAUAUUUUUUAUUGUGAAACACACAAGAAAUAAGACAAAAAAACAGAAAACUUGAGCGUGCAUAACUAUUCACCCCCCCAAAGUCAAUACUUUGUAGAGCCACCGUUUGCAGUAAUUACAGCUGCAAGCCUCUUGGGGUAUGUCUAUAUAAGCUUGGCACAUCUAGCCACUGGGAUUUUUUCCCAUUCUUCAAGGCAAAGCUGCUCCAGCUCCUUCAAGUUGGAUGGGUUCCACUGGUAUACAGCAAUCUUUAAGUCAUACCACAGAUUUUCAACUGGAUUGAGGUCUGGGCUUUGACUAGGCCAUUCCAAGACAUUUAAAUGUUUCCCCUUAAACCCCUCAAGUGUUGCUUUAGCAGUAUGAUUAGGGUCAUUGUGCUGCUGGAAGGUGAACCUCCGUCCCAGUCUCAAAUUUCUGGAAGACUGAAACAGGUUUCCCUCAAGAAUAUCCCUGUAUUUAGCGUCAUCCAUCAUUCCUUCAAUUCUGACCAGUUUCCCAGUCCCUGCUGAUGAAAAACAUCCCCACAGCAUGAUGCUGCCACCACCAUGCGGAUGGUGUUCUCUGGGUGAUGAGAGGUGUUGGGUUUGUGCCAGACAUAGUGUUUUUGUUGAUGGCCAAAAAGCUCAAUUUUAGUCAUCUGUCCAGAGUACCUUCUUCCAUAUGUUUGGGAAGUCUCCCACAUGCCUUUUGGUGAACACCAAACGUGUUUGCUUAUUAUUUUUUUUACUUGAAGCAAUGUUUUUUUUUCUGGCCACUCUUCCGUAAAGCCCAGCUCUGUGGAGUGUAUGGCUUAAAGUGGUCCUAUGGACAGAUACUCUAAUCUCCGCUGUGGAACUUUGCAGCUCCUUCAGGGUCAUCUUUGGUCUCUUUGUUGCCUCUCUGAUUAAUGACCUCCUUGCCUGGUCUGUGAAUUCUGGGGUGCGGCCCUCUCUUGACAGGUUUGUUGAGGUGCAAUAUUCUUUCCAUGUUUUAAAUAAUGGAUUUAAUGGUGCUCCGUGGGAUGUUGAAAGUUUGGGAUAUGUUUUUAUAACCCAACCCUGAUCUGUACUUCUCCACAACUUUGUCCCUGACCUGUUUGGAGAGCUCAUUGGUCUUCAUAGUGCUGCUUGCUUGGUGGUGCCCCUUGUUUCAUAGCAAAGGGGGUGAAUACACAUGCACGCACCUCUUUUCAUAUUUUUUUUUUCAUUUCACCUCACCAAUUUGGACUAUUUUGGUUAUGUCCAUUACAUGAAAUCCAAAUCAAAUCCAUCUAAAUUACAGGUUGUAAAUGCAACAAAAUAGGAAAAACGCCAAGGGGGAUGAAUACUUUUGCAAUGCACUGUACGUAUCUUUUAUGAGGCACGGAUCAGAAGGAUCAGGUUUUAGAGCAGUACAGAGCAUCAGGUACUGUAACAGGUGUUUGUAAGUCUUCACAAUAACUGAGACACCCUUUUGUGCCUGUCAACUGUUGUGUAUUUGUGUUGACAUUUGUUUGUGUGUGCAUACAAUUCAGACAUAAUGAAACCCCCUCUCCCUAUCCUUGCCCCACUCUUGAGAUAAUAUUGCAUAAAGUUUGGAUUAAUGUAGAUAACGGGGGUUUAUUCUGCACAGUGACAAAGGAGAACAAAAAUAGUUUUGUCACUAUUGAGAAAGUAUUGGGUGUAGAGGGGAGAUGGUUUCUUUAUUUUUGUGUGUAUUCCGUUUAAAUUGCGUUGGACAUUACAGGCAUUGCACUACUAUAAUUAAUGCAUUUUUCCUUUUUUAGCAGCUAUCUUUUGGCCUAUUCAUAUUAAAAUGUUGCAAGUCACAGGUAGUUUUAGGAUUAUGUUGUAGAAACUACUAUGUUGUGUUCUUUAGGUAGCAGGGUACAUGAGCUAUGAGUGUUUUCUGUCUUGAGCUAUCAAUUAGAACAAUCCAACCCUACUGUGUUUCAGAUAUUCUAUGCUCUAGUGGAAGUUUCCUUGUGUAUGUUGAGGUACAGGGAAUCCUGACAGGUUUAUGGCAUCACACCGUUGUGGAUCUCUCUCUACAUUCUGUGUAUCUACACAUCUUUAUUCUUUUACUCAUGCUGUUUUUAUAUCAUCGAAAAACUAAAUGAAUUCAUGAUUGUCUUUUGUACAGCAGAUCACAGACUUUAGAUGAGUCGAUGAGAUCAUUAGAAGCGUGGCUGUAAAGGUAACCAUUGAUAGUGCCACCAUUGGCCUAAGACCUAAUGGUUUCUAUGCCAAUGGCACUGCAUGAUUCCAUGUGUGCACAUGGCAGAAUUCUGGCUCAUUGAGAAGGAGCAACUGACUGGCCAGCAGUGUCCAUUACCAGUCUAUUUAGUAAGACCUAUCUUUAGAGGUUUUGUCCCUGGGUCUCAUUUGCUGAUGCAAUGCAAAGUUUGUGACAACAGACAUUGUUGCAGCAUGUUUUUGGAUGAAUGCAGAAUUCAUCUUUAUAAAUAGAAAACAACAUCAGGGCUUGAGACUCCUCAAUCAAACCCAAAUCAUAUAUACAGCCAUGAAAAGUGCCUAAGACGUAGCACGAGUUCUUUUCUCCUUUCUUUGUAUUUUAGUUUUUGCUUGUAUGAAGUACUGCAAGCCUCAAUGACUUCUAGGCAGGCAACAGAAGUGGUGGGAGAGAGAGGUGUGACGCACAGAGGGGGAGAAUGCAUGGAGAGCUCACAGCCCUAACCCGUCUCCAGCCAAAUGCACCUUUCUGAGCACAUUGAUGGUUAGCUGGGGACAAGCCAAGAAAAGACACAACAUAAAACCCUGCUAUCAGCAAUGACAUCAUGAAACCAACAUAUCAAAGCACUAUAUAUAUAUAAAGAGAGAGAGAGAGAGAGAGAGAGAGAUAGAGAGAGAAACUGUGUGUAUAGUUCAGAUAUGGCUUAUUUAAAACAGAAACACUUCUAAGGAAUAAUGUCAUACAUACUGGUUUCAAAAAGCUAACCUUUAAAUACGGCUUUGCAAUGGUGUUCCAAUUCACAUCUGUUAUCUAUAUACAGAAUACCUACAAUGACUUGUUUUAAAGGUGCUGAUAUGAAAUGACACUGAUAUAUAUUCAUGCAUGGUGCUUUCAAAAGAAAAUCAUCAGAUUCUAGCUCUAUUGACCACCAUAAUGCUGACAUGGGUGCAUGGCAGAAACUCUUACUACCCUUCUGAAGCUUACCCUCCCCACAAACCCCUCCAGCCCAAGCCACUCCUCCCUCUAAUCUAUGGAACAGAGAGUAAAUAAUACUGAUGGGUUCUUACCUUUUUACCUAUUCGUUUGGAUUUUUUAUUCCCUAUUGUUAACUUCUAUUUUGCACGAUAUUUUAUAUAACACAUUAUGUGCCUUGCCUUUAGUUAAGAACAAUAAUACAUGAUAAAAAUAAUGUAAAUUCAUUUCUCUUUUUAGUAUAACCGGUAACGCUGCAAAAAAGACAAAAAACAUUGCUGCAUGUUUGAUUGCUUGUCAUUAUCCAGUUUAGAUGAAUACAAUAGUAGAUUAAAGUAGUGACAGAUUGGAUUGUCUUUUCAUCCUUUUCCCUUUUGUGGGUAUUAUAGACUAGUAUUAUAGACUAGUAUUUGUCUUUCCAUCACAUGGAACCCUUGCUGCAUUUGAAUCUUGUUCAUUUCUUUGUUUUAUUAACUCUUGUGGCUUUCCCCUCUCAUUACGUCUUCCAGCUUGGUGUAAUACAGUAUGUGAAAUAUGCAAUUCUCGUUUCCUCUGCUCAGCAUUUGCUGAAGAUGUAUUUUGCCCCCUUUUUAAAGCUCUUCUUCAAUGAUAAAGAAUGUGUGGCAAGAAUGAGUGAAAAUGUGCAAUUACUCCAAUUCAAGGAGGGGCAACUUUUCUCCAUGCUAGCAAACACAGCUGAUUAAACCAAUUGUAUUUUAAUCUGAAGAUCUUGAUUAUUGGAGUCAGAGGACUGGAGUUGCUCAUCCCAGCUCCAAUUCAAGAUGUUGAUUUUUGCCUAUUUGAUUUGGUUGAUUAACUCUGCAACUGGAGGUCAGGGCUAGAGAGGGUAGAGAGCGGUGAAGGUUGUAGGUGACCAGUGAUCAGGCUCCUAGCAUGGAAUAGAGAUUUAAAGCACUGAGCUGGGCUCACAUUUCCUCCAGCACCAUGGCUACUUCUGCCCCUGCAGACAUUAUUUUUGGCACCAGAUGACCAGAGCUGAAUAUGGGGUACAUUUGUUCCCCCUAUUUUCUUACAUUACAUCCUAUGAAUCCCCUAUACGCAGAAAGGCAAAUCCAAGCACUUUAAUAUCUGUUCAAACGGGAACAUCACAAAAUAAUUCAUCUCUAUACAUAUAUUAAGCCAAGGGAAAUUACUAAUUUGGAAUUGUUUAAGGAUAAAGCUGAAGUUUCAGAGACAAAUUCUUUACAUGGAAUGCUAACUGUGUUAUUACGUAAUGUGUCAAUGGUGAGCAGUGCACAGUGCUUCACAUCUCUCUUUUUGUGUUUGUGUUUUAUGUAUGAGAGAAAGCGUUUGUGUGUGUGUGUGUGUGUAAAUGUUUGUGUGUGUGUGUUUGGCUAGGUAGCCUCACCUACCAUAGUACUUUGUCGGUUCUCAGAUUGCACAUACAUAAAUCACCUGAUAGCAAAGAGAGAGAGAGAGAGAGAGAGAGACUAUUUGGUGUGUUCAAAAAUGCUAAUUUAGGAAGACUGAAAAUCAAAGGAGAGCAAAAAAAGGGUUAUUAAUGCACUACUAGAUAGAAUUGUCUGAGGGGAGUAGAACUGUGUGACAAACUAGUGCUGUGAGAUGCAAUAAUGACAUGAAAAAUGCCCCUCCCCAAUUGUAUACCUUGAUCAGUAAUCUGUGAGUUAGAUGAACGUUUUUGCAUCUCACUGCAUUUCCAUGGGGUUAGGGGGUCAAAUUAUUUCACUGCGAAUAUGCACACUACCUGGAUUGAAAUUAAAUUAUCAAAAUCAGUAAAAUAAAGUUUCAUAACACUGGCUACAAUCGAAUGUUAAGCUUUAUGUACCACGUGUAGAUUAUUAUUUAGAUGGUGAGUAAGUGCGUAGUUUCAUUUUGAGGUCCUCCACAUUUAGGUCCAUUGUGUGGAAUCUACAAAUCCACUUUAUGUUGUUUUGAAUAUUAGCCCUGUACUUCAGAAGUAUCAACUGACCUAGUCAGAAUCACGGUAUUAGAGAAUGAAAACAACACAAAAUCUCUUCAUAGCUGACUUGCUGAUUUAAAAAUAUAUAUGUUUUACUGAAAGAUGCCAAGAUGCUUCAUUAGUUGUUGUUUUUUUUUUAUUAGAGGUUAGAUGAUAAUUUAUCAUUUCUUACUACGUAGUGUAAUGGGAGUAUAUCGAACAAGAGAGGAUAUUGUGUAUUUUUUCAGCAGGGUCAGAAAAGGCCAUGUAAAAGUUUGUUAUGCAGUGUACAGUAUUGUUUCUGUAAUGGAUAUCGCAAUGCUGGUAGCUAUUAACAUUUUGCUGCAAGCAAUUGAGAAUUGAAGAAAAAUGUCAGAACAAGAGGUAUUGUUUACAUGCCCGUCUUAAGAUCUUGGUGAUGACGGUUUAUGUGUCCCGGUCCACAGUCCCAGGUUGAAGUGGAGUGCUGUAGCAAAGGCAUUCCAUCAAAUCCAUACGAUCCUCAAGCUAAACCAAAUGCUGCGAUCAUUCAGCAAGCAAUUUGAUAUUUGUUAAACAGGUCAUGUGUUGAGGCAAGAGUCUGCUCCUGAUCAAAGACAUUAUGGGUUGUGUGUGACUUGUGUGUGUCCCUGGGGUCUUUCAUUCAUCCAAAAAGGAAAAGACCAACUGAUGUGUUAACCAUACACAACACCGUACAGUCAAUGAUCUAUCUAUAUGGAGCCCAAGGCCCAUAAUCAAGUCACAAUAUUCUCCUUCUAGUUUUCAGCACAAAGUCCAAUUACUGCUGUAGUAUCUGAGGGCUCCAAAGUGCUAAUGUUUGAUAGCUCUGAAGAAUUCUGAAGCUUACUGUAUGUCGACUUAUUAGGCAUUUCAAAAUACUACAUUUCUACGUUUUCAAUACAAUUAGUGGAAAUAGAUCAAUUAUCCUCUGUAAAGUUCCCCUCUGGUUCUAACUGUACAGUAGCAGCAGACACUGGAGCCUCAUGACAUUUCCUGUGAAGAUUUGCACUGCUCCACACUCACCUCUCCAGUUCAGUUUACCCUCCAGCCUGGGUCUGACUGGGACACAUAGGGACAGGGGUCUGACGCCACCAUAGUCUAGCCAGCACAGUGGUUCUACAAUAGGUGUUCAGCACACAGUCUUCUUAUUUCAUUUGCUUUUUGUAACUAAACACAGCUCUACAGUAUAUUGUUAUGACACCGACAGAGACUUUUAGAGCAGGGUGCUACCCCCCAACACUUUUUAAAGUGACCACAGGUGAUGGAUGAACUUACUCUGAAAGACAUUAAUAUGCAUUCAAUACUGACACAUUUAAAAUAUGAUCUUAUUUUAUUUCAAAACCCUUACUAAUGUUUUUGUAGUAAUUAUUGUGAUUAUUGUAGGAUUGUUCCAUUUUGGACUCAUUAUCCUAUGUAUAAAUGCUUACAGUAUAUCAAUGAGAAUGAAAAAGACAAAAUGUAUAUAAAAAAACCGUUUUUUCUGUAUUGUAUAAGAAAGUACAUGUUUAUGUUGUGUGUUUAAAUUUAGUUGUCUUAAGUUGUGGCCAAGCCACAAAAUAUAAUAAUUACUUCUUAAGGAUCUGCUAUGGUUGGUGUGAGCUCACCACCGAUUGCUGCAUGCCUUUUUAAAGAAGGUACCUGUAUUUGAUUUUAUCAAUCCUGAAACCUGGACAGUAAUUUCAGCAUCACUUGUUGUCAUUUUAAACAGAGACAAAACCUUCAGUAAGCCUCAAGGGGAUAUGCAAAUUCCAUUGCCAUUUCUUUUUGCUUUUCCCCCCACAAUUCAUCUAACAGUUCUGCAUUUCUGUUUUUGAACUGUUGUCGUGCUUCAAAGAACUCACACACUUUCCUUCUAUUUGGACGAUUGCACUAGAUAAACUGGUAUUGACUAUUUUGUUUGAGGAAACUUUUAAAGAUGUACUUCUCUGGAAAUCUUUCUGAAGCUCAACCUUUGAUGUAUAGGAAUGCUGAUUGUGUGAGAGAGACGGAGCGAGAAAGUGAGAAAACAGCUGCUUGUAACAAGCUAAGAAUAUUAUUCCCCGUGUGCCCCUUUCGUCGUUUAUAGUUAGAGAACUCACUGAGUUCAUCACUUCAAAGUCCACCCAGGUGGUACAUUUUUGGUUUGUGGGAUUCAGGCUUGAAAAGUUAUUGGUUCAGUCCUAGACAAUCAACGUCAGGGCUGACAGUCGUAAUAGUUUUGCCGUAGUCCAUACAAGGUGUGAUCAGUGUGUUUGUGUGUGUUUUUGGUCAGGAACGGUGUGCAGAUGAAGCACAGUCCUCUGGUGGUGCAGGUGUGAGGCCCCACACUGCUCCGAGUGCCUUUCUUCUCGCAGUGAGGCGUUGUUGUGAAUGUUACUCUAGUUUUACUCAAGGAUGCACUGCUCUGCUCCAACCAGAGACGUGCUAUUGAUUGAUGUGAGGCUGAGGGAGGUGUGUGUGGUAGCUCAUGCUGCAGCUGCAACAGGUAUGGGUCCAGAAUGACAAGAGAAGUCUUUACACAUGGUGCACCACAACCUUGAAGAUUAGAAUAUGGAAAAAGUUAAUUUACUAUAUUGGCCUUUGAAUUUCCUUCACGUCUUUUUAACGGAUGUAAUUUAUCAUUAUGCAAUUGAUACAGUAUAUAGAUUAGAAUGAUGUAGUUUAUUGUGUUCCAUGCCAGAACUCUGAAUUUCCCCUAUGCAAUUAAGGGCUGGUAUACCCUGUCAGGGUAAACACCUGGGAAUCUGAUACCUAUUAAUAUGAAUUCAUAAGUUCGUAGUUACUCUUAGCAACAAUCACUAUCCAGACAGACUCUUAAGAUGAUUUAUUUACCUAAAAUUAGAAUUGGCACUGGAUUAAAAUGGUCCCGUUCGAGUUUCAAGAUUAUUUCUUCAGAGAGAUGAAAUACUUAGCAGCACGCCAGUCAAAAGUGUAGAAUGACCAGACUUGUAUGUUUGUGAGAGUUUUAGGGGAUCAGUAGAUGGUGAGCCAAGCCACGAUCAGUUAGAUAAAGGUAGUGGUUUUACUUUUAUUUUAUUUUGUUUUUCCUAUUCCCCUCAAUAAUCAGUUAGUGGUGUUUUUUAUGCAAACUGAGGUAAAAUCUCAAACGAGAAGGUGAGCGGUAAACACUCUCCAUAAUCCUCUUGUUACUGUAUGAAGAGACAUCAAGCACAGAAUAGAGGCCACAACUCUCAGAGAGGUGUCACAAUAUACUUUUUUGUGGUGAAAUGUGCUUCUGUUCACACAGUGUAUAAAGCUAACUGUUAUGUUUGGUCUCUAUAUUUUACUUUCAACAAACCAGCAGGUAAAGCAACACUUACAUGUGAAUACUGAAUACCAAAAAUGAUUUCAACAAGCAGUGCCUGUCAUUUUACUGCUAAUUCUUUUUCAUUUAAUUUCUGCCAUUGCCCUUCUCAAGUUCUGAUGUACAUAGUGUUUGUACUCUAAGCUGCUGGAGGUCAUUCUGACGUUGUGUGGGACUGUGUUUAGUGCCUGAGCCCCACUCUCACAUUGGCUUCUGCUCAUAGCUUUCCACACAAACUGUCCCAAUGAGGUCCUACUGUACUCUGCUACAAGGUGAAGGGCACCCACUGGCCAAUGGCAAUGGCCUUUUGCUAUGGAGGUGAAAAGCCAUAAAAACCAAGUGCAGUUAUGGAGAUCUGUUCAUGUUAUUGAUGAUCCAUAUCACAGACUUAGUGACAUGUCAACACCAAGAAGCCCCACCCACAAUAGAGGAAAGAACAAGGCAACAUUUUAAUGAGGGCUCUUUCUACACAAAUCAAAUAUCUCACUUGGUCUUCAACUGCUUAAUGCCGCAAUCAUGUGCUAGUCAGAACUGGAAAAGCUGUGAACUUGCUAACUUGGUUGAAUGCGGCACGUGUAUAACUACAACCAGUUAGCAAAUCGGACAUUUCAGAGCUUCCUAGUUCCGACUAGCACUUGAAUGCUGCAUAAGUCCACUUGGUGCCCCAACCUUUUCUUGACAAUUGGUUUAUUUUCAUAUUUUUCUGGGCCUGUACUGUAUGUUGAUUCAUUCUUUAAGCAUGCUGUUUUUCUCAGUGUGAUGAAGUUGGUUGGCUGGAGGAGGGAAGAGAUCAAGAUGUUUCUCAGAGAGCAUUGUAAUGCAGUGUUACAUUUUAAGAUUUUUUUUCUUCUCAUUAUUCUUUACAAAUAUUACCAUAGUAGUUAUUCAUUAAUCACUUGCUUGCUGCACAGACAUACACACUUCACACCAGGAAAGAGCAUGUGGACAUUUAGUUCUGACACAUCCGGUGGAAUAGGGCAGAGAACAGAUUCAUAGCACACACGGGUCACUUUGAACUGCUUGUGAUUUUAUUUUCCUUUUUUGAAAACUUUAGUAAAAAAGAAUCAGCAAAGGUCGGUAAUAACUUGUCUGUUAAUUAUUUGAAAUGACUCUCAUAUAGGAAAACUAAAUUUGCCAUGUGUUUUGGAACUGGUGUGGGGGAAAUGUACAGCUUUACCAAUAUUUCAUUAUAACAUUGUAUUCAGCCAUCGCUGUUAGCAAAUGCUCAUAAAUACAUUACUGGAAGUGAGUGUGUUUCCCUAUGCAAAAAAAAGUAUACAAAAUAAUAAACAAGCUAUGCUACAACUCA
This is a messenger RNA of Oncorhynchus kisutch (coho salmon), 12451 nucleotides long. Its product is annotated as nuclear factor 1 C-type-like. Gene Ontology annotation, molecular function: RNA polymerase II cis-regulatory region sequence-specific DNA binding; DNA-binding transcription factor activity, RNA polymerase II-specific. NCBI's taxonomy places the organism in Eukaryota, Metazoa, Chordata, Actinopteri, Salmoniformes, Salmonidae. Gene Ontology annotation, cellular component: nucleus. Gene Ontology annotation, biological process: regulation of transcription by RNA polymerase II. The transcript is spliced from 11 exons. The record is from RefSeq and is a predicted model, not a curated record. The coding region runs from base 535 to 2025 and encodes 496 amino acids.